AUGCCUCAAGGACCGAUGCCAGAGUUUUCUACCUCGGUGAAGCUCAAGUAUGUGAAACUCGGCUAUCAAUACUUGGUCAAUCACUUCUUGAGUCUUCUUUUGAUCCCUAUCAUGGCAAUCAUCACCGUUGAGCUUCUUCAGAUGGGUCCAGAAGAGAUUCUUAAUGUUUGGAAAUCACUUCACUUUGACCUAGCUCAGGUUCUAUGUUCUUCUUUCGUUGUUAUCUUUAUCUCCACCGUUUACUUCAUGUCCAAGCCACGUACCGUCUACCUCGUUGACUACUCUUGUUACAAACCACCUGUCACGUGCCGCGUCCCCUUCGCAACUUUCAUGGAAUAUUCUCGUUUGUUCCUCAACGACAAGCCUAAGCGCGCUGAGUUUCAAAUGAGAAUCCUUUAA
This is a messenger RNA of Brassica napus (rape), 399 nucleotides long. RefSeq names its product 3-ketoacyl-CoA synthase 6-like. The coding region runs from base 1 to 399 and encodes 132 amino acids. The record is from RefSeq and is a predicted model, not a curated record. Gene Ontology annotation, biological process: fatty acid biosynthetic process. Gene Ontology annotation, cellular component: membrane. Gene Ontology annotation, molecular function: acyltransferase activity, transferring groups other than amino-acyl groups. The transcript has a single exon. Lineage: Eukaryota; Viridiplantae; Streptophyta; Magnoliopsida; Brassicales; Brassicaceae.